Messenger RNA from Cyclospora cayetanensis, 468 nucleotides. RefSeq names its product dynein light chain Tctex-type 1-like. The record is from RefSeq and is a predicted model, not a curated record. Gene Ontology annotation, molecular function: dynein intermediate chain binding. Gene Ontology annotation, biological process: microtubule-based movement. The transcript is spliced from 5 exons. Bases 1 to 468 code for a protein of 155 amino acids. Gene Ontology annotation, cellular component: cytoplasm; cytoplasmic dynein complex. NCBI's taxonomy places the organism in Eukaryota, Apicomplexa, Conoidasida, Eucoccidiorida, Eimeriidae.
AUGCAUCGUGGCCAACCCGGAUACACUAACCCACCAGACGUCCAUGCAUAUCUGAGAACGAGCAGGACACCGGUCGCAGCAAAAGCCUAUUGCUAUGAGCUUUCAUGUUUAUACCCCGCUUCGCUCUGCCUUCAUUCGGUACUACGGCUGCAGGCAGACUUUGUUUCUGAAAGGAUUCAAGAGAUCGCCAAGAGCGCCGUUUCUCAGGUGCUAGGCGACGCGGUUUAUUCUAGCGCGAAGAGCGGAGAAUGGUGCACUCAAAUAUCGGACAACUGCCUUAAGGAGCUCACGAAACUAAACAAGCCAUUCAAGUUCUUAGUGACUUGCGUGUUGAUGCAAAAGGCAGGCGCUGGGCUAUGCACUGCAGCGACCUGUUUUUGGGACUCUAAGACUGACGGACUGUGCAGCUUGCAAGUCAAUGGGGAAACAUUUAAUUGCAUUGUAACUAUAUAUCUGUGUCAAAUAUGA